Messenger RNA from Fukomys damarensis (Damara mole-rat), 1554 nucleotides. RefSeq names its product olfactory receptor 7G3. Gene Ontology annotation, biological process: G protein-coupled receptor signaling pathway. Gene Ontology annotation, molecular function: olfactory receptor activity; G protein-coupled receptor activity. The transcript has 5 exons. The record is from RefSeq and is a predicted model, not a curated record. NCBI's taxonomy places the organism in Eukaryota, Metazoa, Chordata, Mammalia, Rodentia, Bathyergidae. The coding region runs from base 1 to 1554 and encodes 517 amino acids. Gene Ontology annotation, cellular component: membrane.
AUGGAGAAUAUGCAAUCCAAAAAUCAAACCCCAUUCUCAGAAUUCCUUCUGCUGGGACUGACGGAUGAUCCAGAGCUUCAGACCCUCAUCUUCAGUGUGUUCCUGUCCAUUUACCUGGUCACUAUCCUGGGAAACCUGCUCAUCAUCCUGGCUGUGAACACUGACUCCCAUCUCCACACCCCCAUGUACUUUUUCCUCUCUAGCCUGUCCUUCACUGACAUCUGCAUAAGCACCACCACCAUCCCAAAGAUGCUGGUUAACAUCCAAACACAGACUAAGAGUAUCUCUUACGAAGCCUGCUUCACACAGGAUUUGGUGUAUACAUCAGUGGUGCAGUUACUGAUUCAAGCAGGAAGGCUGCAGUGGCUUCAAUUUACCAAUGACAUGAAACCAGAAAAUAUUUCAGAUACUGCCAAAUUUGUUCUCCUGGGAUUGUCAGAUGAUCCACAUCUACAGCCCAUCCUCUUGGGACUGUUCCUGUCCAUGUAUCUGGUCACAGUGCUCGGGAACCUGCUCAUCAUCCUGGCUGUCAUCUCUGACUCCCACCUCCACACCCCCAUGUACUUCUUCCUCUCUAACCUGUCCCUGGCUGACAUCUGCUUCAUCACCACCACAGUCCCAAAGAUGAUUGUGGACAUCUCAACUCACAGCAGGGUCAUCUCCUAUGUGAGCUGCUUGAUGCAAAUGUCUCUUUUUAUCAUCUUUGGAUGUAUGGAUGCCAUGCUGCUAACUGUGAUGGCCUAUGACCGCUUUGUGGCCAUCUGUCACCCUUUGAGGUACAAUGUCAUCAUGAACCCAAAAGUUUGCUGGCUGCUGGUUCUGCUUUCCUUCAUCAUCAGUGUCCUUGAUGCCUUGCUCCACACCUCCAUGGCACUGCAGCUGUCAUUCUGCACAAACCUGGAGAUUUCCCACUUUUUCUGUGAAUUGGAUCAACUUCUCAAGAUUGCCUGUUCUGAUAUCCUCAUCAAUAGCAUGAUGGAGUAUUUGGUGACAGGACUGCUGGGUGUUGUUCCUCUCUCUGGGAUAAUUUUCUCUUACACUCAAAUUGUCUCUUCUGUUCUGAGAAUCCCAUCAGCUGGUGGAAAGUAUAAAGCUUUCUCCAUUUGUGGGUCACACCUAAUAGGACUUUCUUUGUUCUAUGGCACAAGCUUUGGGGUGUACCUCAGUUCCACAGGUGCUCAGUCCCCCAGGAUGAGUGCAAUUAUCUCAGUGAUGUACACUGUAGUGACCCCCAUGAUGAACCCCUUUAUCUACAGCCUCAGGAAUAAGGAAAUGCUGAGGGCUUUAGAGAAACUCAUCUUUAGGAUAUCAUCUUUCCAUUCAUAUGUCAGAUGCUUAUACUCCUGGAAUAAGUCAAAGAGAAAAAAGACGUGUGCUCUGCUUCAAAAUGAACUGUUUCAAAAACCUACAGCAAAACAGUCAUUAACGUUUCCUCCUAUAACAAGCAUGGCUUUUACAUCAUCCCAUACUCAUCUUGCUGGACCUUAUAAGGAUGACAUACGUCCCCAGCUUGAAGAACACAAAAAGCAUAUGUCCCUUCCUUAUACUCCCUAA